Molecule: messenger RNA, 756 nt
Organism: Folsomia candida
Lineage: Eukaryota; Metazoa; Arthropoda; Collembola; Entomobryomorpha; Isotomidae
Exons: 3
Coding region: 146-619 (157 amino acids)
Source: RefSeq, a predicted model, not a curated record
AUUCUUCGUUCUCACGCAAUCUUCAUAACGAAUAGCAUCAGUUCAAUUUCAACCUACUCAAGCUAUUUUGGUGGAUUUUGGUGUAUCUCCCAAUUCAGGUGUUUACUUUAGCGGGACAAUCUCGUAGAAUCGGGUUUAUUCGACGAUGGCUUCGGCCCCGUUAUCAGAGGAGGACAGGUAUGUUGGAUUGUUGGAGAUAGGAAACCCUUCCGAGGUGAAAGAUGAAUACUGGAUCUGGGCAGUUAAUCGAACCAACAUGAAUAAUCGAAGACCGGAUCGCGAACAAGAAAAUACAAAAUGUGGAAAAUGGCUCAUUUUCGACAACAUGGACACAAUUGACGAGACUUGGGAAAAGGUCAAGAAAGCAGUUACAACAGGUGAACUGGGAUUCUUGGCUAAAGUAUCCACCAUGAAGGAUAAGCAAGAACGUGGAAAUAUUUCACAAGCUGUGAUUUGCGUCUACACGUAUGACUGGACUGAUGAGACAGAUGUCUCGAGAGUUCGUGAAGCACUUCGUUCCAUUGGUUUUGUCAAAAAAUUGCCAUACAAAUCAGAUGAGGAUACGCUGGCAGGAAAUUAUGCAGGCAAAGGAAAGAGAGUGAGCAAAUAUUAUUACUGAUGAUAAGAUUUCAUGCAAGUAAGAAUUUUCAUAAAUGUAUUUCUCAGUAUUUCAAAUUAAGUAUGUGUAUUUCAACUUCAACAAUUUGUAUAACAAUGGAAUAAAUACCGUACGAAAAUGUUCGGAUUGAAAAUCAA